GGGGCACAAUGGGGCGGGGGCAGAAUGGGGUGUUUGCAGGCUUUCUCAACUGUGUUUCAAAUAUACGUACACACUUUCACUUAAACGCGUGGUGCUUGGAAUGUAACCCCCCAUGAAAUUUGGGAGUUGCCUGUAUUGUUAAUUUCAUCACCUCUGUUAUAGGUGUACUGGUACGCUGUUGCUGCACGUGAGACUGCGUGAGAAUAGGUAAGUGGGUGUUGUUAUUGCUUUCAUUUAUCAGUUGCUUUUUACAGUAAAAAAGCCUCAAAGCAGUUUGACAAGAAUAAAAUAACAAGUUAAAACUAGAGAAGGUUUAAAAACACUAACAAUACAAAAUGCUCGCUAUUAUGUAAAUGAACAGUUCCUCAUCCCACCUUCUCUCCAACGUCACCAAGCUCUGGUAGCAUAAGGAUUCUGCAGGACCCACAUAGAUUCCUUAUGCCAGUGCACCUCUAGGCUCUGUUGAAAAAGGUGGAUUUAGGAGCAAUCUUAACCCCACCUGGGUUGGCUUAAACAAGGAGUAGGAUUGCAAUGUUAAUCAAGUAGUCCAGUCAGGUAAACAAAUUUCCAUUGUAAUAUGAAUCACUGCCAACUCCUGCUGAUUAUAAGCUUUGUUAUUUUCCAAAGAAUAAAAUUGAUUUUCGUCCAACAACUACUUUUUCCAAUAUCAAAGCAAAACAACUCAGGCUGGCAACAUGCAAAUUAUUGGAGAAGUGCUCAGCAGACAUUGUAGAUUAUGAAAAUCUACUUUGUUCAAAUUACAUUGCACGCCAGUUAAUUUUACUUGUUAUUUGCAUUAUGUUGCACUUCUCCACAUUUUCAGUCAAAUGUUAAUACUCUAGUAAUAAAAUCCUCAUAGAACAUGCAUGCCUUUUUGCCAAGAAAGACCCUUAUUUUUAAAAACUGCAAAAUGAACUCACUGUAAGAAAUGUCUGAGUUUAAACUGAGGAUUAAAAAAUUAACGACAUAUUUCUCUGUUCCCAAUGUUCUUUCAUGGUCUUCUGAAAACUCUUUUGCACCCUCUAGAAACAUAACAUAGGGAUGGUGAAGUAAUGGCUCUCCAACUGUUGGACUGCAACUCCCACAAUCCCUGACCAUUUGCCUUGCUGGCUGGGGUUGCUGGGUGUUGAAGUCCGACAACAGCUAAAGGAACCACAUUUUAUUCAUGUAAAAACACAUAUGUAACAGUAAGCAAAACACUAAACUAAAACUCAAAAAAAAGAGACAGCAACUUAAGUAAAUUCCCCGAUAAAGCAGGAGUUAUGAGGUAACCAUGGAACUCCUCAGGCUGCAAGAGUCCUCUUGUUUAUUCAUUAUGGCUUUUUCAAUAUACCGUAAGCUGCAAAUGUAGGGCUAAUACGUGACAUGUCAAAUAUCUAUUAGGAACCUGUGCACACAGAUACACAUUCUUAAAAUAUGGCCCUCUUUGGAUAGCCCUGGGCAAAUACUCUGGUUACUACAAGGUUGUAGAAUGUUCAGAUAAAUUGGAAAAGAACAAAUUAAAGGACGCCGAGAGCGAAGUCCAGGAUUUCUGCAUCUGAAACAAAUGAGUUCUGCCAAAAAUGUAUUUUUGGAAGAUAAAAUGAAAGGUAAAUUAAAUUCAUAUCAGCACCACUUCAAUUUGUUUUUGUUUGUGUACAUACCAGCGGGCGAUGACAGGGUGGGGAUGUCUUUACCCUAUGCAAAAGGGUUCACAUCUUAGCUAGAGAUGAAUUAGAAAUGGCUUAAGGAUUCCAAUGGGUGUGAAGUUGGUUUGAAAAACAAUACAAGCAGGAUACAUACACAUUUGGGAUGUCAUGUGAAUAUGGAUUAAAAACCCAGUAUUGGAAAUGCAGAAUGUGCACAGUAAGCAGGAGUGUGAACAGAACCUUAAGAGUCUUUUUUUAAAAAAUGAUUUAUUGCAGUGUGUUUUAUUAUGUUAGGGUGGACUGAUAUGGCAAAUUAGAAAUGAAGGGAGCUUUUUGAAGAUUGUAAGGAGAUAGAUUGCUUCCAACCUCAUGAGCCAAUUCUGUGAGGAAUAAGCCUUUGCUCCAGUACAAAUAUUGAGUAGGUUGGGAAGGUGGGUGGACAAAGAUAAGUAAAAUUAAAUAAGGAGGAGGGGAAUCUUUCUCUUUGUUCCGCAGUUGCAAUUCAUCAUAGUGACCUGUGCUUGUGUAUUAGUCUGGAGGAAUUCUCCAAAGUUAUCAUUGCAAUUUUCUAACCAGAUGCCUGCACCUUCAAUGGAACAACCAGAAAUCCAACAGGUGUCCUUUUUUUUUCCUGGUGUGAAAAAAGCUUCCUCCUCCUCCCUACUGGUUAAAAUCUACCGCCUUGGUUAUGAACAUCCCACAUUUUCAGUUCUUCAGACCCAGUUAUAUGACCAGUAGCCCUGGGCAGGAAAGAAAAGCAGCAAGCAAUACGCCCAAACAAGGACUUGCGCGGAAUGAAACCGGGAGAAACCGCAGAAGCAGAGGCAACAGACAGGAAAGGACUGGGAGGCGGCGUAGCAGCAGCAGCGGGGGGGCGUGGCUUAGAACUAGCAGCUGUAGAGGCGCGAGAGGGGGCGUGGCCCAAGCGCCGGUGGCGCAGGGACGGACACGCGGCCAGCAAUCUGACAGCUCACGUGACGCGGCACAUGGGCAACCGAGACGGGCUAGGGAGAGCUGAGCCUGCGGCGAGCACACGGAACUCUUUCUGGGAGGGGCGGGGCUUUCUGGGAGGGGCGGGGCCUCGGCGUUGGCCGUUGAGAAGCUGCGGCUCCGCGAGGGCGUCAUUUGAAAGGGGUUGCUAGGCGACGGCUCGCCGGUGGGGGCGGCGCCUCAACGGAAAGGCUUUUCCGUUACAAUGACGGCGUACCACCGCCAGUCUGAAGGGGAAAGGCGAAGGGGCGGGUGGCUGGAGUGGUGCGGCUGAAGCCAGCGCGUCUUUUUUUUUUUUAUUUCCCUGAGGCGAAGUCGUGUGAGCGAGACAACGCGGCGUCCCUUCCUUCGUGACCGAAGAAAACGACGGCUGUCGAGGGUGGCGUUCCCGGAGAUGGGCUGCGGCGUGGCUAACAGGUGGGAGGAAUGGCCGACAGGAGAGCCGUUAGGCGGCUCCCUGAAACCGAGGGGCUUCGUGUCGGGGGCGCUGGACGACCUUCGGCGCUGCCGGAGGCAGGUUGGGUGUCGUGUCAGAAAAGGGGCGGGGCCUGAAGGGUUGCGGGCGGCUAGAGCUGGGGGUUUAUUAUUACACUUCUCCACCCUCAAGACGUGACUCCCUUUACCUUGACGGCUUAAAGGGGCCGGGCGCUGCAGCACGUCCCGUUCCCGGCAAAGGAGAAAGCGUGGGUGGGUUAAAAGCGAGGGUGGCCGCGAGGAGGCGACGUGCGCUACCUCCCGCCUUCCAGCAGCUUCGCAGCGGCCAAUGGGCGGGAAGGAAGGCGAGCAGUCCGGCGGAGUGGCGUGUCUCUGGCCCAAAGAGAAAAAGAGGGAGCUGGAGGUUCGGCUUGCCUUUGCGCCGCCUCGCUGCCCGCCCACCGCAGCUCUCUGCGUCCAAUGGGAGGCGCGCUGUGCGAAAAGGGGCGGGAGGAGUGUGGGGUUAGGUGAAGAGGGAGGAGGCGCGGCCGGGCCAUAGGCAGCGGCGCUCCUUUGCUGCAGCGUCACCGGGAGACUUGUUGGAGCUACUGUUAGCGGCGGAGGGAAAGCUGCGCCUAGGGGGUGGUGGGCGCCUCUCGACAGGGUUUUCCUGCGCCCGCCACGGGCUUUCUUCGUCCUCCUUUCCCCGCCCCGGCCCCGCGAUCGUCCUCAGGGUCUGACCCUGCGCUUCUUUCCUUGGCAGGGAAGGACCGUGACUAUAGGAGCCUGAGACCAGCAGCGGGCGGCUUGAGGCGGCGGCGGGAGACUGGUGCCCCCAGCUCGCCCCGGGCCCCUCCCCUGCGAUGGGGAAUGGGUUGUCGGAGCAGACGUCGAUCCUGUCGAGCCUUCCUUCCUUCCAGUGCUUCCACAUCGUGAUCCUGGGGCUGGACUGCGCCGGCAAGACCACAGUCCUCUACCGGCUGCAGUUUAACGAGUUCGUCAACACCGUCCCCACCAAAGGUUUCAACACCGAGAAGAUCAAGGUGACGCUGGGCAACAACAAGACGGUCACUUUCCACUUCUGGGACGUCGGAGGCCAGGAGAAGCUGCGGCCCCUUUGGAAGUCCUACACCCGCUGCACGGACGGCAUCGUCUUUGUGGUGGAUUCUGUGGAUGUGGAAAGGAUGGAAGAAGCCAAAACGGAACUGCACAAAAUCACGCGGAUCUCGGAGAACCAAGGGGUGCCCGUGCUCAUAGUGGCCAACAAGCAGGACUUGAGACACUCGCUGUCGCUCUCGGAGAUGGAAAAGAUGUUGGCCACAGGCGAGCUGAGUGCUUCCACGCCGUGGCACCUGCAGCCUACCUGUGCUAUCAUAGGAGAUGGGCUGAAAGAAGGACUCGAGAAACUGCACGAUAUGAUAAUUAAGCGAAGGAAAAUGCUGAGGCAGCAAAAAAAGAAGAGAUGAGCUGCUGUAGGCAUGAGGGGUAAUUCCUUCUUGGCAUUGGACUAAAACAGUUCCCAGCACCUGGCCUGCUUGUUUGGAUCCUGUACAGCCUAAUAAAACACUCAGCCUGGUGGGAAGCUUUGCAGACGCAGACCCUUUUACCUGGUUUCCCCACAAGUUAUUGGCACUACAACUACUUUUUUUAUAUAUAAAGAAAGCAAAACAGAAACAGCUCCCUUGUUGCAUAGUACAAAAUGAUCAGGAAACAGAUGGGUGGGUAAAUGUGACCUGGAUAUCUUAAAUAGCCAAAUAAAACAAUGAAGAGUGUUCUGCUUGGUGGUGUAAUACUAUGUUUGAGAGUGCCUUUGCAAGAAAACUGCGUUCAAGGCAUUCAGUGUUUUUUCAACUACUGCUUGUAUGUGGAGUGUUUAGAUGAAGAUAUGCAGCUUUAAAAUAGUAUCCUUUAACAUAUAUGGAGCUAGUAUACCAUUAUUUAAGGAGGCUGUGAAUGUGGAGGGUUUUUAAUGAAAGUUUGGCAGUAUGGUAUGCUUUUAGAUCUAUUCUCUUAAAAUAACACUUGUGGCUUGGGUGAUUUGAACUACCACUACUGUGGUAUUCAUGUUAUCUGAAGCUUGAUAGAGGGAAAAAGUAUGGAAUAUAUAAGAGCAUGGAUGAGUUUCCUGAUAAUGUAGCAUGUCUUGGUGUGUAGGGGUUCUUUAGAAAUAGCUGUGCAUCGUUAAGCAGUGCUAAUCAGGUUUGGACCAUACUUAUUUGUCCUAUGGAGACAUGUUCUAAAACGUUUGCUCGCAACAAACACUGAACAAUGAGUCAAAAGUAAACUAUGACCAUAAGGGACUUGGGUUUCUGGAUUUUUAUAGUGCAAUAUUACCUUUAAAUGAAAUUGAUGGCAAUAAAAUUUGAUCAUAAUUAAUUGUAAAUUAAGCUAAAUUCAACAAAACUACAUGUCCCACGUGCCCAGUGCUGUUAAAAUGUACUGCCAGGUUAUUUUAUUACCCCUGCAGUACUCUUAAGAAUGUAUCGAAGCUUUAUACACUUGAAACAUUUUGACACUGUGGAAAAACAAGAGUUUAAAGAUGACCUGUGUCUGCUCAAAUUAUGCUUUAAGCUUUCCUUGUUUACAGUCAUGCAAACAGUGUUAAGUAGGUGGGACAGCAUAUGAUGGAAAGAAAUGAGUUUUCUUACUGGUACAGUUUUUUAAAAAAUAAAUAAAUGGGCAACUUGGGUAGCAGGUUAAAGGGCUAACGUGAAUCCUGUAUUACUCUACUGGUGCUGUGAAACAUAAGAAUAAUUCCAUGGUAAGAGAACAGCUCAAGGGACAACAAGACUUCUCCACUUGGCACAACCCACAACACAGCAUGUUCUCUUACCUACUAGUCAGAUAAUAGGGAGGAUUAGUUGGAAAAUAGGGAGGCUAUCUGAAUGUCAGGAAACAUAACUUAUUGAUACUUGUAUAAAAUCAAAUUUUAUAGCCAGAUACUGCUUAGAAGGUAACCAAAAAUGCACUUUAGUGUUUUCCAAUACUGAAAGUGACAGCUUUUUUUUAAUUAAAAAAAUAAUGAAAUCCUGGUCCUUUUUGAAAGAAUUGAAGUAGCUUCCAAUGGAGCUUUUGUACGUUGGUUAUAUGUACCUGCACUAGUGACAUUGAAAAGUCACUUAAUGUCUAUAUUUAUAGAAAUGUGGAUAACUUCUUAAACCUCAAUAAACCCAACUCCAAAUGAGUCAUUGGCAACAGAAGUUGACAACAUUUCACUGUGCGGAUCAUACUUUUUAUCAGAACUGUCUGCAUGAAACUGAACCCUUUAUUCAUGUGAGAUUUGUAAAUGUGACAAUGUUAAAAAUCGCAGGUAUCUUAUUAAAGAUUUAAUGGCAAUUUGCAUUACGUUCUAUGUUUACAACAGAAAUCUUAUUGAUACAGUCAUUUGUGGUUUAAAAUUCUUUUUUUAUUACAGUGCCUGAUACUGUGGUAUAAAAUAGGUUUUUCUCAUUAAAUUGUGGAAAAGUUCAACUGCUUUAAAAAAAGGUGUGACAUUCUUUGUUGCUUUGUCACAGUUCAGCAUUCUUCAUAACUGCUCUUAAACUCUGAGGCCCUAUGUACACAACUGAAUAUGAAGUAUAAAGGGCUAGCCAUGGUGUUCCCUUCCUUCAUUGAUAGCAAAUACAUUUCCAGAAGAGUAUGCAUGGGUUUUAUCUCCCCUAGCUACAUAGUUUUAAAGUACCCUUUCAAUGAUUAUAAAUAACCAAUGCCAAGCAGGAGUUUAAGCAAAAGUAGCAGGACCCUGACUGUCGGAAUUAAGCCACUGAACACCACAGGAUCCCAAUGCAGAUGAAUUUUGCAUAAGACUCUUAUGCUACACAAACAAUUCUUGCAUGCACCUAUAGUGCUGUGUCCCAUAUGCAUGUGAGAGGUGAAAAUACCUGCAGCUGCCAAGAAUUCAUCUACGUUGAUCCUGUGGACUUCAGUAGGUGACUGACAGGGUCAUACUACCAUUCCUUACAUUUGUCUACUUCAGCCUUUAAGCAUUUUAGAAGUCUUGAUGGUUUUCCAAUAUGUGUAGUAUACUUUAUAAAAACAAAUUGUCAAACAUAAGGUGAUGCCUUAUUAAAGCAGUGCGAGUUUGCUGUGUUGUUUGGAGACUGAAUAGUCAAUUUAGCUGAUCUAGAUGGAGCCAGCUGUCUGCUGAGUACUCCUUUUCAAUAUUUUUGUAAAGGUGUGUCCUCUUAAAACUACCGCUGUGAGAAUUUGCAGUAAGGUGUUUUUUAGUCUCCCCACCUCACACCUUCCUGGUGUGGCAGCACCAGGAAGAACUAAGUAUUCUGCUGCUGGGAAAGAUCCAGUUUGCCCAAGCCAGACAUUCAGCAUUCUGUGGCCAUUGAAUGUGGUGUUUUCUGUGUGUCUGCCAGAGAAGGAAGCCGAUUGCUUGUUUGAGUCUCCCCCCACCCCUUUCAGGGUUUGCUGAACAUGGUUCAUUUUCUCCUUACUGUUGCUUAAAAGGGGUGUACUUACUAGAAGCAAAAUAUAAAUUUACUGGAAACUAACAAUUCUGGGUUAAAGCUAGGGAUUCUUUGAGACUAGGUGAAACUUUCCACUAAAACGGACAGGAAAAGGAGGAAAUACCUGCUGAGAGAAAUACUUAGUGGGUGGGAAAAAACAUUUUCCUAUUUUUCUUGGUCCCUCUUCCUGUGCAAGACUUUGAUGUAGAUUAAUAGGAUUCACUCUGUAGAUAAGGUUGGUUCUUUGGACAUUCAGUAACUACACUUCAGCCACAGAUUUAAGGGGGAGGGGGAAAGCAGCCAAUUUUCUUUUUGUUGGCACAAGCCAGUAUAUUAUCCAUGGUUCACCCAGUUUUGCAAGAACUCAGGGCAGCCACACAUCCUUAAAUCACUAAAUGAAAUUCUGUUGUGCUUCUAAAGGCUAAUUUAUGGAACAUUUUAGUAAAGCUUAGUAUGAUAUUGAAAGAUGCACCAAGACACACAUGUUCUAGUAGUACAACUGUAAUUGUAUUGGUUUAUUCCAUCCAUGAAUGAAGCCAAGGCAAUAUUACAUGUGGUUUCUAACCAGCCACACAUUUGUAGUAUGUGUUAUGCCUCAGUAGCAAUAACUAGUUCUCUCUCUCUCUCUCUCUCUCUCUCUCUCUCUCUCUCUCUCUGUGUGUGUGUGUGGCGCAAUGAAGUUGGAUGACAUUCACUGCAGGAUGAAUGUUUCCAGACAUUUGAAAGUAUCUAAAUCUGAAGGAAAGUGUUACUAGUUCUUCUGAGAUCUAAGCAUGUAGGAUUAGGGAAUUCAGCCAGGCUGUAACAGAUACACAAAUGCAGCAGGGUGAGCAGGAUUGGAGAUGGUUGUUUAUAGCUCUUCUAUGGGGAAAUCCAUUGUUUGUGUUGCAGUGAUUCAUUAAAAUUAUGCUUGGCUGUUUCUCCCUAUCUGAAUAUUUUGAAAGAGAUGCUAUCUAUGUUGAUAAGCAAUAGAUAGAAAGGUUUUGUAUAUAAGCACCAUAUCAUGCUGAAUGUAAACGUGUGGCCAAGAUAGCUACAAUGGGUUGUAUCCAGAUUAAGUUAGUUGCACUUCAACCCCAUUACUUUUAACAUAGGUUAUGUGAAAAGUAAUGGGAUCUAAGUGCAACUAACUUAGUCUGGAUCCUACCCAAUGAGUAUAAUUGAGCAUUUAGAAAAGUUUAACUUGCUCACAGGUCCUUUAUUUCAAUCUGUUUUGGUUUGAAUAGGUAGCUUACAGGUACUCUAAUGCAGACAUAUUUUUCAGUCUCUUAAAAGUUUAUUGCAGUGUUUCAAUCUAUAUAAUCCCUAAUGAAUUUGCUAGAUUUUC
Podarcis lilfordi (Lilford's wall lizard) is the source of this 8816-nucleotide messenger RNA. NCBI's taxonomy places the organism in Eukaryota, Metazoa, Chordata, Lepidosauria, Squamata, Lacertidae. The record is from the annotation of a GenBank genome assembly.